AUGCGUGUCUUUCCCACGGCGGCUGGCACCCGCUCCCGCGCAGCCACGGCCCUGGCCAAGUCGCUGCGACCCGGGGCCACAGAGCGCCCGCCGUCGCUUCUCUGGGAUCGGACCCUCCGUGGGGCACCAGCAGGUGCAGAAGCGGCCCAGGCGGCGGCGGCGCGCGUCGUUGCGCCCCCUGGCGGCGCUUCCGAGCGCGGCAGCCCCGACGGCGCCCAGGCCCCGGCAGACUCAGGAAAUGGCUCCGGGUCUUGCCUUGGGCCUCCGGUCGCAGCCAGGGAUGCGGCCCGGAUCCUGGCAGCCCUCGUGGCUGAAGACUAUGAAGCAGUAACACCACCUACGUCAGAGGGGUCACUCACCCACCCCUGGGCCUGUGGCUCAGAUGCUCUCCCCUCCACCCUGACUUCUCGUCUGCCUUCGGUCGGACCUGUCCUAUUAUUUACCCUAAUUCUAUCACUCUGUUCUCUUACAGUUCCCUGUGUUGGGCAAAGUGCCUGGCUGCACCUCCAAGCCUGGCCAGACCCCGUGUUCGAGGGAGACGCCCUGACUCUGCGAUGUCAUGGAUCAACCAACAAGGUCCUGUCCCAGGUGAAGUUCUACAAAGACGGAAAAUUACUCCAAACCCCGAAGACCAGAUGGUCCCUGUCCAUGGGGACAGCUACCCUGGAAAGCAGCGGCCAGUACAGCUGCUCUGGGAAGGUGGCCUACAUCCCAUACCUGGGCAGACAAACCUCAGAGCUGGUCAAGGUUCAAGUCCAAGAACCGUUCCCGCCUCCUGUGCUGAGCGCUGUCCCCUCUCCCGAGCUCCGUGAGGGGAGCCCGCUGACCCUGAGAUGCCAGACGAAACUGCACCCCCAGAAGUCGGCCUCGAGGCUCCUCUUCUCCUUCCACAGAGAUGCCAGCACCUUGCAGGACUGGGGUCCCCACCCGGAGCUCUACCUCCCAGGAGCCCAGGAGAGAGACUCUGGGCUUUACUGGUGCCGGGCCACCCUUGAGGGUGGUGUGGCCCAGAAGCAGAGCCCCCAGCUGGAGGUCAGGGUGCAGGUUCCUGUGUCCCAGCCUCUACUCACCCUGAGACCUGGCCCCACCGGCCUCACUGUGGGGGCCAUGGUGGAGCUCCUCUGUGAGGCCCAGAAGGGCUCCCCUCCAAUCUCGUACUUGUUCUACCUGGACGGGAAGAUCCUAGGGAACAUCUCAUCUCCCUACGGAAGAGCCACCUGCUUCCCGGUCACCGUGACGUCAGAGCGGGAUGCCAGAUACUCCUGCCGGGCAGAGAAUUAUGUUUCCGGAGAGACCAGUGAGCCCAAGAUACUCUCCCUGGAUGGUACGUCUUGUCCCCCAGCUGGGCUCUGA
This is a messenger RNA of Lynx canadensis (Canada lynx), 1353 nucleotides long. It is a transcript of the gene FCRL6, whose product is annotated as Fc receptor like 6. Bases 1 to 1353 code for a protein of 450 amino acids. The record is from RefSeq and is a predicted model, not a curated record. Gene Ontology annotation, biological process: cell surface receptor signaling pathway. The transcript has 8 exons. Gene Ontology annotation, molecular function: transmembrane signaling receptor activity. Lineage: Eukaryota; Metazoa; Chordata; Mammalia; Carnivora; Felidae.